Trifolium pratense (red clover) is the source of this 2683-nucleotide messenger RNA. Its product is annotated as vacuolar protein sorting-associated protein 51 homolog. Gene Ontology annotation, cellular component: EARP complex; GARP complex; membrane. Gene Ontology annotation, biological process: Golgi vesicle transport; Golgi organization; lysosomal transport. Bases 100 to 2415 code for a protein of 771 amino acids. The transcript has 20 exons. Lineage: Eukaryota; Viridiplantae; Streptophyta; Magnoliopsida; Fabales; Fabaceae. The record is from RefSeq and is a predicted model, not a curated record.
CUUCCCCAAAUCUCAAAAACUAGUUUAGUUUCAUUUCAAUUUCAAUUCAUCAUUUCACAGAUCGUAGCUUGGUUUAUCAGAAGAGAAAGGGUUUGAAAAAUGGGAGCAGAUGAAGUACAACUCGACGACAAAGCAAAGAGAAUGAGAGAUCUGCUUUCCAGUUUCUACUCUCCAGACCCUUCCAUUUCUUCCACCGGAAUCACUUCUGCCAAAUUCGCCUCUCUCGAUGACAUUAACUCUUCCCAAUUCGAUCCCGAUCAAUACAUGAAUAUCUUGGUACAUAAGUCCAAUAUGGAAGGUUUACUUCAACGACAUGUUGAAAUGGCAGCUGAAAUUAAGAAUCUUGAUACUGAUUUGCAAAUGCUUGUGUAUGAGAAUUAUAACAAGUUCAUUAGUGCUACAGAUACUAUAAAGAGGAUGAAAAGUAAUAUUUCAGGGAUGGAGAUUAAUAUGGAACAGCUUCUUGACAAGAUAAUGUCUGUGCAGUCGAGGAGUGACAAUGUGAACACUUCUCUAUUUGAUAAAAGGGAGCAUAUUGAGAAACUUCAUAGGACUUGUAAUCUUCUUCGGAAAGUUCAGUUUAUAUAUGAUCUUCCUGAUAGACUUGGCAAGUGCAUAAAGUCAGAGGCGUAUGCAGAUGCAGUCAGGUUUUACAUUGGAGCAAUGCCAAUUUUUAAGGCAUAUGGAGAUUCAUCAUUCCAGGACUGUAAGAAAGCAUCUGAAGAGGCAAUAACUAAUGUAAUAAAAAACUUGCAGGGAAAGCUAUUCUCAGAUUCUGAAUUAAUACAAGUGAGAGCGGAGUCUGCAGUGCUCCUUAAGCAGUUGGAUUUUCCGGUGAACAAUUUGAAGGCAAAGUUACUUGAGAAAUUAGAACAAUCCAUUACAGACAUUCGGCUGAGCCCUGAGGAAAUAAACAAUGGUUCAGGAGACCUUUCUCCUUCAGCAUCUGCUCACAAGGCAGCAACUCAUGAAUUUAUGGAGGCAGUUCGUGCUCUUCUAGUAAUAUUUCCGGAUUCAGAAAAGCAGUUGGUCAAACUUUCUCAAGAUUUGGUUACUAAGAGUUUUGCAAUUGCGGAGGAGUAUGUGAAGACACGGAUUCAGCCAGCAGAUUUACUGGGUGUUCUUGGGGUUGUCUGGAAUGAUGUACUUCUUAUAGAUGAAGUCUUACCAGAAGCAGCUCUCUCUAACCAUUCUCUUCAGGCUGCAAAUGUUGUUGUCAAGUUGUAUGUUAGAAGUGCAUUUUCUCAUCUUCUGCAAGACAUCUCUGAUUCCUUCUUACAAGUCCUGAAAAAGGACGGAGCAGCGCAAUACUCUCUUGAAGCUGUUCUUGGAGCUAGUACAAAAGCAGUUCUUCAAGGAGGCAUGAACGUCUUGCUGGACUUCCGCAAAAUUUUAGAUGAUGAUUCUGAGAUCUUAGUUAGACUAAGAGAGUUAUUUGUUGAUUUGGUUCAAGAAGGAUUUCAAGACUUUUUUAGGCAACUUGAAGAUCAGUUCCUCCUAUUUUCAGGAAGAAAUAGUUCUUCAGCUAUUCAAGUACAUGGGUUGGCAGAGGGACCUAUUGUUGAAAAAGCUUUUCCUGGCCUUGUCCUAGUGCUAGCACAAUUGUCUGCUUUUAUUGAACAAACUGUCAUCCCAAAAAUCACUGAGGAAAUAGCUGCUUCCUUUUCUGGUGGUAGUGUUAAAGGCUAUGAAUCUAGACCUGCAUUUGUUCCUGGAGAAAUUUGUAGAAAAUUCCGGUCAGCUGGUGAAAAAUUCCUGCACCUGUAUAUAAAUAUGAGAACCCAGAGGAUUUCACUUAUCCUGAAGAAGAGGUUUACAACACCUAAUUGGGUUAAGCAUAAGGAGCCAAGAGAAGUGCACAUGUUUGUUGAUUUUUUUCUUCAAGAGCUUGAAGUUAUAGGUAACGAAGUGAAGCAGAUUUUACCUCAAGGUAUACGUAAGCACCGCAGGACGGAUAGUAAUGGAAGUAGUGUUUCAUCAAGGAGCAACCCCUUGCGGGAGGAGAAAUUGGGUAGGUCAAAUACUCAAAGGGCAAGGAGCCAGCUUCUGGAAACACAUCUAGCAAAACUGUUUAAGCAAAAAGUUGAAAUUUUCACAAAAAUAGAAUAUACACAGGAGUCUGUUCUUACUACUAUAGUGAAAUUCUGCUUGAAAAGUGUUCAAGAAUUUGUCCGUCUCCAAACUUUUAACAGGAGUGGAUUCCAACAAAUUCAACUGGAUGUCCAAUUCCUAAGGAACCCUUUAAGGGAAAUAGUUGAAGAUGAAGCUGCAGUCGACUUCUUGUUGGACGAGGUGAUUGUUGCGACUGCAGAGCGGUGUCUUGAUCCAAUUCCAUUGGAGCCUCCCAUACUGGACAAACUUGUACAAGUAAAGUUGGCUAAAACCAAGGAACAAAACACAACAAUCUCUUCAUAACCAUUUUUUCCGACCGAAGACUAUGAUCAUGUCGACCUUUCCUCCCUGCUGAUAUACAUAUAUACACGUUCAAUGUUGAGAAUAUAAACAAGUUCUAAGAGAAGGAUGCAUUUGUUGUAUUUGUCAUCUCUUGUAGAAUUAGCGAUGAUUUGGAUUGUUAACUUGGAUUUCUUUUCUGUUCGAUUUGUAAAUCUCUUGUAACUUGUAACAUAUUUCACUUUUUAAAAUAAUAAUUUCUUUAAAUAGAAUGUUUACAUCCUUCCAGAGA